This is a messenger RNA of Rhinichthys klamathensis goyatoka, 933 nucleotides long. It is a transcript of the gene rhoac, whose product is annotated as ras homolog gene family, member Ac. The transcript has 5 exons. The record is from RefSeq and is a predicted model, not a curated record. Lineage: Eukaryota; Metazoa; Chordata; Actinopteri; Cypriniformes; Leuciscidae. Gene Ontology annotation, molecular function: GTPase activity; GTP binding. Gene Ontology annotation, biological process: small GTPase-mediated signal transduction. The coding region runs from base 117 to 698 and encodes 193 amino acids.
UUUGUAUGGGCGGGUGUUGUUUCGUGGCAGGACUGAAGAUGGGCGGACUUUAAAAUCAGCCAGGAAAAGACAGGAAAGCCGACACUUCCCCGCACCACAACAAAAAGAAAACGCAGAUGGCUGCCCUUCGUAAGAAACUCGUCAUAGUAGGCGAUGGAGCCUGUGGAAAGACCUGUUUGCUUAUUGUUUUCAGUAAAGAUCAGUUUCCUGAAGUCUACGUGCCCACUGUGUUUGAGAACUAUGUUGCAGACAUUGAGGUUGAUGGAAAACAGGUAGAGCUUGCCUUAUGGGAUACUGCUGGACAGGAGGACUAUGAUCGGUUAAGACCCCUCUCCUACCCAGACACAGAUGUCAUUCUUAUGUGCUUUUCCAUCGACAGUCCUGAUAGCUUGGAGAAUAUUCCAGAAAAGUGGACACCAGAGGUGAAGCAUUUCUGUCCAAAUGUUCCCAUCAUCCUCGUUGGCAACAAAAAGGAUCUCCGAAAUGAUGAUCACACACGAAGGGAACUUGCCAAAAUGAAACAGGAGCCCGUGAAGGCAGAGGACGGGCGCGACAUGUCCAACCGAAUCAACGCCUUUGGUUAUUUAGAGUGCUCGGCGAAGACGAAAGAUGGCGUGAGAGAGGUCUUUGAAAUGGCCACCAGGGCCGGGCUGCAAGCCAGGAAACGGGGCAAAAAGAAUGGCUGUCUGCUGUUAUAGAAACCUGUAGAAGAGUGGAUGUCAGUCAACAGCCCAGGAGACUUCAGAGCAGGGAGCCUAGCAUUCAUGUCCUAGUACAGUCAGCAGCCGUAUCAGACUGAUACUGGGACAUCAUGUCAGACUAACCACGAGAGACCAAUGGAAAGACUUCGGGAACAAGAUGAUGUCAUUUCCUGUCAUCGCUAAGUUUGGGGUUAAGAGUUUUCUGGUCACAUCGAGCAAAAAAAAAAAAAAU